GGUAUCAUGACAACCCUACAAGGAAACCCUCUAAGCAUUUCAUUGAUCGCUCUAUUCAUAUCUGCAAAAUUUCUUCUAACCCGAACGGACGACCUCCCCGAACGGAAACCAUAUUUGUCCCCUUUUCAAGAUGCCUGGAAGGCACUGACUUUGCCGGGAAAGUUUUAUCUUUACAUGAGAUCCUAUGCGGAUGAGCCAUUUUACGGAUUCAACCGGAAGUGCGUCUUCACCGAUCUAAUCUCUGUUAACGAAAAGGAACACUACACGACAAGCGUUUUUGGGUCAACGGAUCCCAAAGAUGGCUCAGUGAAGAACACAACUGCGUACUCAUGGGCUCGUGCAUCCGAGGGCUACACUGUUCCAAACGUCAUAGAAGCCUCCUCGUCGCUCGAAAAAGAUUUCGUCCUGGAUUACGGCCUCAUCUUUUCUGAAUACGAUAACUGUGAAAUCUUUCGGCUCCCGCACCGUAAAAACGGCUGCGAACUCUGGGCGAAAGCAGGCAAGGUGGACGAGCUUUCGUCGCUCUGCUUCUUCGUGUACCACUUGCUCUGCGGGCCAGAAAAGCACAUCGUGUACGACCAAGAUUUGUGCGAAAAGAAAUAA
This is a messenger RNA of Rhipicephalus sanguineus (brown dog tick), 603 nucleotides long. RefSeq lists its product as uncharacterized. The transcript has 5 exons. Gene Ontology annotation, biological process: symbiont-mediated perturbation of host defenses. The coding region runs from base 7 to 603 and encodes 198 amino acids. The record is from RefSeq and is a predicted model, not a curated record. NCBI's taxonomy places the organism in Eukaryota, Metazoa, Arthropoda, Arachnida, Ixodida, Ixodidae. Gene Ontology annotation, molecular function: amine binding.